UCUAGGGAACGCCGGGUGGGGUGGGAGCUCUGUGAACUGUGGGUAUUUUACCCCCACCUCCCCUCACAGGCCUGUGAAAGGAGUCCACCUGCUGCUGUCAAUCCUGCACUUUUCUUUGCUUGAAGCAACUGUCAUCCCUAAAGAUCCUGAUGGCUGAGCCAGCUGGGAGAAGGUUCUGAAAAAAGAAUAUUAGCAUGUCAUUCCCCUGCUUGUGCCUUAAAUAUCUUCCAUGCAAUUCACAGGGUUUAAUUUUAGACUCCACAUGAGGCAUCGGCAAACGGCUUGUAGCUGUCGUCAAAGUCAGAGGCUUCCAGGCUCAGUCUGUCCCGGGUCGUUGAUCGGACAGAAAACAGAUUUUCUGUUUGUUUUUGAGGCAAGAAACUAAAGAAGCAACGAUGUCAAACGAAAGAGACACUGAGGAUAUUAAUGAAGAGGAUAUUGAUGAAGAUGAGCUCCUUGCUAUGCUUUCACCUGAGGAGCUUCAGGAGCUUCAGAGUGAAAUGGAUGUGAUUAUUGCCCCAGAUGAGAGUGUACCGGUUGGACAGAGGCAAAAAGACCAGACAGAGAAACCUCCGACGGGGACAUUCGAUCACCGGUCCCUGGUCGAUUAUCUCUACUGGGAGAAGGAGUCCAAACGUAUGCUUGAAGAAGAGAGAGUUCCAGCUACUCUUCUGCCCAGUGAGAAAAUAUUAAAGGAGGAAGCAGAAAAGAAAGAAAAUGAAGAAAAGGCAGAUAGUUUGGAUUAUGUGUAUGAAGUGAUAGAAGAAGUCAUCCAGGAGGAAACUGGAGAUGGCACUGGCAAAGAAGAAAUCAUAGAGGAGAUAAUUGAAGAAAUAGUGGAAGAGGUGGAAGAGAAGGAUGAAGAGGAUGAAGAGAUUAAUAUGAAAGAUACCAAAGAGGUGAUUUCGUCUGUAAAGGCAGAUAAAGAAGAAAAUAUGGAGAAGACUGUAGAUUGUUUAGAUAAUGACACAGCAAAUGCACCAGGAACCAGUGAAGAUGACAAUCAGAAAACUGAAGACACAACAGAGGAAACUGAGAGCCUGGUUUCAGAAAACAGCACAUCACAAAAAGAGGAGAAAGAGGAAACUAAAACUACAGACUCUCUGCUUUCUGAAGAGGCUCCGAAGGAACAAAAGCUGAAUGAAACCAAAGAUGAACUCCCACAGAAAGAAGAAAGAAAAAUCAACAAAUUAAAAAUCCCAAACCUGGCACUUGGUAACAUAAAAAUGACAUCAAGACCUUCUGGGAAUGAGACAAACUUGGAAUCGACACUUGACAAGCUGCGCAACAACAACCCCUCUGUGACUGAGGUGAACCUCAACAACAUAGAAAACAUUCCCAAAGAGAUGCUCUUGGAUUAUGUCAAUGCGUUAAAGAAAAACAAAUUUGUAAAAACCUUUAGUAUAGCUAACACCGGUGUGGAUGAAAACAUUGCUUUUAACUUGGCCAACAUGUUGCGGGAGAAUCGCAGCAUCACAACUCUGAAUAUUGAAUCUAACUUCAUCACUGGAAAGGGCAUUGUUGCCAUUAUUCGCUGCCUCCAGUUCAAUGAGACUCUGACAGAGCUGCGAUUUCACAACCAGAGGCACAUGCUGGGUCACCACGCAGAGAUGGAGAUUUCACGCCUGCUCAAGGCCAACAACACUCUCCUUAAGAUGGGCUACCAUUUUGAGCAACCAGGACCCAGGAUGGUGGUGACGAAUAUUUUAACCAGAAACCUCGACCGCCAGAGGCAACUGAGGAAAGAGGAGCAGAAGCAGCAGCAAAUGAAGGAGCAGAAGGAGAUGAUGCAGAUGUAUGAGAACAGUCUGAAUCUCCCUCCUGGUUUACUGGAGAUGCUCGGGUUCAUACCGCCGUUAGAACUCCUGCAGCAGCACGGCCUCGUCCCACCUUCAGAACAUCUGAGCGCUGAACCCGUAACACGACAUGACACCAAGCAGUCAGAGCCUCAAAAGAAGCUCAAACACAACAGCAGCAUUCCCACACCACAGAGCUCAGAACCAUCAAACCCAUUAAAGGACAUCCAGCUGAAGAGGACUCCCAAGAAACGGGACCCUUUUCUGGAUCUGGACCCAAGAGACAACAGCAGACCAGACAAGGCCAGUUUCCACCUGAGGAAGACUACCAGAGUGAAGAGCAUGAGCAGUAGUGAGACGACAGAGGAAAAAGCCAACCUGACAGACGUGAUAAAGACUCUGAAGCCUGUCCCUCGUAGGCGAGUGCCACCAAAAGUUGAUCUCACGCCUCGAGAUAUGCUCUUAAAUCAGAUUAAACAGAGCAACGUGGCCUAUCUUAAAUCUGUGCCGCUCCCUAAAGAGCUGGAAUCAAGUGAAACGAGUCUCCUCUGAGGCUUCACCCACAGCUUUUGUUCAUCAUAUUUAUUUUACACUUAGUUAGAAUGUGUCACUCUAAAAACACACAACGGACAAUGACUGCAUAAAAGUGAGUUAGACAUGAGAAUGAAUUGUUUAUCCACGCCUUUGUUAUCUUCUUCCUUAUUAUUGUCUGUUAGAAUCACAAUAAAAAUGUGAGAAUAAAUCUGUAACUCUUUUGA
Messenger RNA from Sphaeramia orbicularis (orbiculate cardinalfish), 2554 nucleotides. It is a transcript of the gene lmod3, whose product is annotated as leiomodin 3 (fetal). Bases 396 to 2348 code for a protein of 650 amino acids. The transcript is spliced from 3 exons. The record is from RefSeq and is a predicted model, not a curated record. Lineage: Eukaryota; Metazoa; Chordata; Actinopteri; Kurtiformes; Apogonidae. Gene Ontology annotation, cellular component: myofibril; cytoskeleton; striated muscle thin filament. Gene Ontology annotation, molecular function: tropomyosin binding. Gene Ontology annotation, biological process: myofibril assembly; pointed-end actin filament capping; actin filament organization.